Molecule: messenger RNA, 5330 nt
Organism: Bradysia coprophila
Lineage: Eukaryota; Metazoa; Arthropoda; Insecta; Diptera; Sciaridae
Gene: Rich
Product: Guanine nucleotide exchange factor subunit Rich
Biological process (GO): retrograde transport, endosome to Golgi; intracellular protein transport
Cellular component (GO): Golgi membrane; Ric1-Rgp1 guanyl-nucleotide exchange factor complex; cytosol
Molecular function (GO): protein binding
Source: RefSeq, a predicted model, not a curated record
UUUUGACACUCUGUCAAUGCAAAUGUAUUUGGAUGUUUUUGUGCUGUGUUUUGUCUAAAUAAACGAAAAUAUGCCAAUUUGACUGUAAAUUAAAUUAAAUAAAAUUAUUGCACGAUGUAUUUUCCGCACGGUUGGCCUAAAAUUCUUGAUACCCAGAGUCUGGGCGAUCAGAUAAUUCGCAAAAUUUGUUGUGAUCGUGUCAAAAUUUUGUUUACUGUAUUGACUGACGAUUCCAUUUCUAUUUGGUUUACGAAACCUUGUGUGCCGAUUGUAUCAAACAGAAGAACGCAAAAGUCACUCGAAAAAAGUGGCACAAACGUUUUGGUGGAAUGGAAACCCGACUCAAAUAUGUUGGUGGUUGUGACGACCGACGGAACAUUGUUGCUGUAUUCGUUGAGUGUUUUGGACAGUUCUAAGGGAAUCUACAACCAGAUCGAUCCUCCGUUCCAAAACCUACGUCGCGACAGUGCCGAACUUUUUGUGAAGGAGGCGAUUCCCGCUCUAAUGCUAAAUUUGACGUUCGAGAUUCCGUUGUACGUGCCGGUGACAUGUAUCUCUUGCAUCAGUGUAUCACAGAUGAUGGUCGCUACAAAAAGUGGCAAAGUUCUUCGGAUUCGAUGGGAUGGGGUGGAAGAAAGGGAUUUUUCGUUGGAUCUAAAACGCAUUCCAUUUAGCAUUAAUCAACAAGUCAGCUAUGCCGUUCCGAUAACGGAAGACAACACCUACAUCACAUCGAUGGAUUAUUCGCCAUUGAUUGGUGGCUUUUCAAUUACUUUGAACGAUGGCCGGGCAGCUUAUUUGACUGCUAGCAAUUUAAAAUUUGAUCCAAAUCAAGUGCAAGGAAUCUGGGCUCAAAAUCUGGAUGAUGCGACAUGCGGCUGUAUCAAUCACAAAUAUCGUCUUAUAGCGUUCGGCCGAAAAAACGCUCAGGCGGCUGUGUACACCAUUGACGACGUGACUGGUGGUCUAGAAAUUUCGCAUAAAAUGAUUCUAAGUGCCAAAGACUUUCCCGGAUCUCCCGGCUACGUCAGAGAAAUGAAAUGGACUCCGGAUGGCUGUGCUGUUGCGGUCGCAUGGAGCAAAGGCGGCAUAUCGUUGUGGAGCACAUUCGGCACGAUGUUGAUGUGCUCGCUCGGUUGGGAUUACGGAUUGCAUGUUGAUUUGAGCAACAAGAACCCAUUCGACAUAAAUUGCAUGGACUGGUCAACGGAGGGCUAUCAACUUUUGAUGUUGCGACAGCAGAAAAUCUAUCCCAAGGACCAUUCGAAAACGCCAAAUCGAAGUCCGGAAAAUGAUGCGACAAAGCAUCAGAAACCAGUCUUGACUCACUCGUAUUCCAAUGCGUCGGACAAAAGUGAAUCCUCCAGCGAACAGUACAAAAUCAAGUCUACUUUGGUUCAGUUGGACUUCGUCAAAAGCAGUUUUGCUGUUAAUCCGUGCAUGAGUUCCCAUUCGCAUUUAUUUCUGCAAGGCGACGAUAAGCUCUACAUCAAUCAAGGCGACAGUUUGCAGAAGAUUUACCACAACUGCAUCGAUGGCAAUGAUCCAUCUUUCUAUUCUGCAAACACUCAAGGAAAUAUGUUCUCUCAGUCUUACAACAUUCGCACCAACACUUACAUGUCCGGGGACUAUGUCUCAGUGGCUAAUGAAGACCCACUAUCGUCUCUCGGCGACUAUGAGGUUAGCGACUCACUUCAAGUCACAAGCAUGCUAUCAGAAAGCAAGCACUGGAUAGUUUUGCAACUCCCAAUUGCCUAUUUAGCAACGAAUUGGCCCAUUAGGUACAGUGCAAUCGACGCUAGUGGUAUGAAUAUUGCGGUCGCUGGUCGAACUGGUCUGGCCAUGUAUUCGAUGGCAUUGAGAAAAUGGAAAUUAUUUGGCAAUGAAACGCAAGAGAAAGACUUCAUUGUGACCGGUGGAAUACUGUGGUGGGACGAUUUCGUCAUUAUGGGUUGUUACAGCUUGAUACAGCAGAGCGACGAGUUGCGAUUGUAUCCGAAAGAAUGCAAAUUGGACAAUCGUUUUGCGCGGGUUAUUUUAAUGGGUGCACCGGUUAUGCUUAUAAACUUGUUUAAGGAUCAGUUGGUUGUUUUUACUGCGGAUGGAUAUGUGACGAUAUUUGCAAUGACAAAAUAUGAUGCACAAAACGUGGACCUGGUAAAACUUCACAUAUACGAUAUUCGUGGACUGUGCAUUCAUCCGGCCUGCAUCAUAUCAGUUACUAUGACAAAUUUGAAAAAUGAGAGUGGAUCCAGAGCGAGUCAAGGUAAUAUUUUGCAACCGGAAACAAUUGUGCUGAAUGUUUCGGGACGCGUGCUGAUGGUCAAUCGGGAAAUCAACGGAAACGCAUCCGAACAAUUGUCUUCAACGUGCUUGGCCUCUUGCGUCGAAUGUCUUUGGUUGUCCAAUUCGGACAAAUUACAUUUACGAGAAUCGUUGUGGUUGUAUUGUGGUGGACAUGGCAUGCGUGUUUGGCUACCGGUAUUCCCCAGAGAAGGCGAAAGCGGUCACGGAAGUCAUCGCCACACAUUUAUGUCAAAACGAAUAAUGUUGUCGUUUACGUUGCGUGUUUAUCCGCUAGCAAUUUUGUUUGAGGAUGCAAUCAUAUUGGGUGUUGAAAACGACACCGUAUUGUACACCAGCGAUUCCAGUUUGCAUUUUUCGUUACCAUUUUGCUUUCUGGAACGAACGAGCCAGGUCUAUCUGCAUCAAAUAUUGCGUCAAUUGAUUCGUCGUAACCUUGGCUACAAUGCGUGGGAGAUUGCACGGAGCUGUACAAAUCUCCCAUAUUUUCCGCAUUCCUUGGAAUUAUUAUUGCAUGAAGUACUGGAGGAGGAGGCAACCAGCAAAGAACCGAUCCCAGACGCAUUGCUUCCCAGUGUUUUAGAAUUCAUUCAAGAGUUUCCAGUGUAUUUACAAACCGUUGUACAGUGUGCCCGCAAGACCGAGAUAGCAUUAUGGCCGUAUUUAUUUGCAACAGCUGGUAAACCUAAAGAGCUGUUCCAACAGUGCUUAGCAACGAAACAAUUGGAAACGGCCGCCAGUUACUUAAUUAUUCUUCAGAAUUUAGAACCAUCGUCCGUUAGUCGGCAGUAUGCCACCAUUUUACUGGAGACUGCAUUGGAGCAGAAAAUGUGGGAUCUAGCCAAGGAUUUAGUCAGAUUUUUGCGUGCAAUCGAUCCAAAUGACGUUGAAUCGCCACGAACAUCGUUCGUAAUGGGCAACAAAUUAGGUUUGACUCAGCAAGCGUCACCCGUCAGUCCGAAUGCGGAAGAUAUUAGCCUAAUACUGGGUACUAUGACACGUGGCCGCAGUUUUUCCACCACAACGAAUCCCAAACCGACCGACAUCAACCCGAGCCUGGGUAGCAAAGAAAAGAGUCCCGGUCCGAAUGUCGACACCAGCACGGUGGUAAUGCGACGGAAAAAGAGCAUGCCGAAUACGCAACGAGAAAAGGAUUCGUCGACGGCUGAAGAAUUUUUCAUCGAAGUUAUAAUUCAGCGACACGCUCGACGUCUUCUGCAAGAGAAGAAAUUGGAGGCUCUUGGUUAUAUGAGUGCUGCGUUGGACUUUCAUUUGGUUGGAUGGUUAGCUCGUGAGAAAGACAGAGCGGCAAGAAUCGAAGAUUUUGUGGCUACACUGAAACAGCUUCAUGACGACUUGGAAUGGCCGAAACCGAGUCUCGAGUUGAAAUUAAAUCGGAGGGGAAGUGAAAAAUCUCAGCAAGAAUCACCCAGCUAUUCCGUGCAAUCACUUCGAAUCGAAGCCAAUUUGGGAACCGGUGAUUCGGGGUACACCAGCCUGCCAGCAAAUUCCUAUUUCGAAAAUCCCGUUCCAAGCGAGCAAAGUGUUAACAGUUUCUUCUCAACGCCAGACAAUCCCAGCACUGAACCAGUAUUUGUUUACAAUCCGGAUCUAUCGAAUCUGGCAUUGCAGAACAUGAAUUUGAUCAAAUUCAACGAAUUGUGCAAAAUCAGUGAAGAGGGAGACACACUCCCACCGAAUGCCAAAUAUACUCAACCGUCCAGUAAAUUAGCGAUGAAAUCUAGAACUGAUUCGUACAAGAAGGAGCAUUUUGUUACAUUGAACGAAACCGAAGCGAAACUACCGUCUAUUGACACCACCAGUGUUGUGUCCGAACAAACGUCGACGAGCCUGUGGGGCGACGAUAAUGCAACGUUUUUAAGCCAAGACGAUCAGCAAUACAGUCGAGCUGUUGAAACGUUAGCUAUUCAAAAUACUCGACAGUUGAGUCAAAAAUUGGAGGUGAAAAUUCGCUAUCUACUGCAAAUAUUCACCGAAGCCAAUUGCCUGGAUCUGGCUCUGCUGUUGUCAAUUUUAUUAUUGGAUGCAGCAUCGGUCAGCCGUAUCACUAAUUCGGCUAUACGAUCCGGCUCGUUGGCCAUUUGCCGUCAACUGCGCAAUGGUCUGAAAGACAUAACCAGAUGGAGUUUUCAGGAAUGCCUGGGGUAUCGUCCAUUUAUGAUGGUGCUGCAACAACAAGUAAAUCUCUUAGAUAGAUUUGUAAUUAAACAGGAAUCGAUACCGAAUUUCGUUCCAACAUCGGCUUGCAAACAGAAUCCAAUACCCAGUACAGUCAUAGCCAAUGACAAUUUAGAGCAAUACUCGAAAAAUACUCAAGUGCUAAACUCAACAUCAGCAAUAAACGAACCACACAAAAUUGAGAGCAAUAAAAUGAACGAAGUUACUGGUAGCAAAUUGAUGAAAUCCCUAUCGGACACGAACAUUCUGAGCGAAACGAAAACUAAUUCAAUUAAACCGAUAAUCAGUAGCGAUGCAUCGUCGCUGACUGAAAUCGAUGAACCAGGGGAGACUUCUAGCGGUUGUUCAAUUAUGUAAACGUAGUACCUAGGGCAAAUUUUGUCUCCGUUUUUCUUUUUCUACAAUUUUAGAUAUCGUUCCAGUUUGACUCUGAAUUAUUUUUUGGUUGUUGAUUUUAGUUCUCCUUCUGGGAGAACAUAAAUUUGUAAAAAAUUGAAUCUAAUUAGCGUUUAUCGUUACUACACUGACCGGUCAUACACAAAAUCAAUUACGUUUCGAUUGGAAGUUUUUUUUUUAUUUAUUGUUAGCAAAAGAUUUAGUUGGAGACGUGUAAUGCAGUCGACGAUAUUCUGUGUGGAAUAGCAAAUUCUACUUACAAAUCCAUUCGUUUAACAGUUACACUAAUAACGGUAGGUACUGCAACGCGGUCAUAUUAUAAUAAUAGUUAAUGAUAUUUUGAACGUUAUGUUUAUGAAAAUCAGUUAAUAUUUACCUUUGCAAAAGUUAUUUUGUUAAUGAGAAAUUAUAUACACUCAUCCGUCAAAAAA